AUGACUCUCUACUACACUUUGGUCUUCCUGCUCCUUGUGGCAGAGAUGGCGCUGUUCAUGCUGCUCAUCGUGCCACUCCCCUUCUCCGUCAGGAGAAAGAUGUUCACCUUCAUCUCCGAGAAUCGCUACGUAGCGAAAUUACAAUACGGGUUGAAGAUAACGUUCAUAUUCAUCCUCAUCCUGUUCAUCGAUAGUGUGAACAGGGUCUACCGCGUCCAGCUCGAGCUCGCGGCCGCCUCGGAGAGCAAUGGAAAGAAUGCACCCGCAAUCAUGGGCCACGAGCGCCUCGAGGUGCAGGCGCGCAAGUUCUACUCGCAGCGCAACAUGUACCUGUGCGGCUUCACGCUGUUCCUGUCGCUGAUCCUCAACCGCACGUACAUCAUGAUCCUCGAGGUCCUGCGCCUGGAGGAGAAGAUCAAGCAGUAUGAGGGCACCGACAAGAACACUAAGCAGGCCGAGAAGCUCGCGGCCGCCGGCGAGCCCGGCGAGAUCGCCCGCCUCAAGAAGGCCCUCGACAAGAAGGACGAGGACAUUGCCACGCUCAAGAAGCAGGCCGACAGCCUGAACAAGGAGUACAUGGACCUGACGGAGAAGUAUGGCCGGACGCAGCAGACUGGUCCUAAGAAAGAUAAUUAA
This is a messenger RNA of Phaeoacremonium minimum UCRPA7, 636 nucleotides long. RefSeq names its product putative endoplasmic reticulum transmembrane protein. NCBI's taxonomy places the organism in Eukaryota, Fungi, Ascomycota, Sordariomycetes, Togniniales, Togniniaceae. The coding region runs from base 1 to 636 and encodes 211 amino acids. The record is from RefSeq and is a predicted model, not a curated record. Gene Ontology annotation, cellular component: endoplasmic reticulum; endoplasmic reticulum membrane. Gene Ontology annotation, biological process: intracellular protein transport; endoplasmic reticulum to Golgi vesicle-mediated transport. The transcript is spliced from 4 exons.